AUGUUUGGGUGGCAGGGCAUCACGACGGACUCAGGAGAUGGAUCCCAGCUUCCAGACUAUCAGAUCCCUCUCGAUCCACAACUUGAAUCCGAAGAGUUGCCUCAAACGAGUAGCCAGAAUGAGAGCAUCGCUGCGCUGGAGGCGUUGGACACAGGUCGGGAAGAUGUCUUUCUGGGUUUGCUUGGUAGCAUCGAGCCUUCUCGAUCACCAGGGCCGCAUGACUAUCGACCAUCUCAAACGGCCUCUCAUAGAAGCCCUCGGCAAAACAUUCCAAUCACCUCGGAUAACCCCGAGUCCAUCUUCUCCUCGACCAUUCCUUCAAGGAGCACCACUUCCGAUCUUCUGCCCACUCAGCCCCCAGCCCGUACAACUCAGCGCCGCGAUCACUUCGCAUCUGGCGCCAAACGCAAAGCCAACGGAUCCCCAACGACUGAUCUUGAUUCUAUUGAUGAAGAUAACGCCAAUGCCAUCAAAAGACAACGCAAUACCGUCGCAGCUCGAAGAUAUCGUCAAAAAGGCCGAGAUCGCAUAGCGGAGCUAGAAUCUGCUCUCAAAGGUGUUGAGGAGGAGCGCGACAAACUGAAGCUGCAGCUCGCGAGGAAGGAGGCCGAGGUUGAUGCUUUGAGAGAAAUAAUGAAGAAAUAG
Colletotrichum acutatum is the source of this 645-nucleotide messenger RNA. RefSeq lists its product as uncharacterized. Gene Ontology annotation, cellular component: nucleus. Gene Ontology annotation, biological process: regulation of transcription by RNA polymerase II. The transcript is spliced from 2 exons. NCBI's taxonomy places the organism in Eukaryota, Fungi, Ascomycota, Sordariomycetes, Glomerellales, Glomerellaceae. The record is from RefSeq and is a predicted model, not a curated record. The coding region runs from base 1 to 645 and encodes 214 amino acids. Gene Ontology annotation, molecular function: RNA polymerase II transcription regulatory region sequence-specific DNA binding; DNA-binding transcription activator activity, RNA polymerase II-specific.